AGUUUAAGGCACACCCCUCUACGUACUCAAACAAACAUGAAAGAAUUACAAAGGCUAUUGGUCUCUCACCUUAAACCGACACCCCCCAAAUGGCCACCCGACCCCUCCACCCUCCUCUCUCUCCUCCAAAACCAAAAAUUCCCCCCUCCCUCUCUCCUCCACCGCGCCCACGCCCUCAUCCUCCGCCUCCACCACCACCAAGACCCCGCCCUCAUCUCCAAACUCAUUUCUCUCUCAUCUCGCCUUACACGCAUCGCCUAUUCCCUCUCUCUUUUCACCCAUUUCCCUAACCCCACCACCUAUCUCUCUAACACCAUGCUCCAAGCCUUGUCCGAUAAUGGCCUCCAUGCUCGAGCUUUCUCUCUCUACAAGUCUUUUUCUCUCUACCAUUCAUCCCCACCGAAUCGGUUUACGUUUCCUCCUCUCCUCAAGGCGUGCGCUGGGCUCCAAGCCCUCGAGCCAACCCGACAAGUCCAUGCCCACAUCGUGAAGCUUGGGUGCGAGUUUGAUGCGUUCGUGGGGACCGCACUCCUUGAUUCUUACUAUAAGGCGGAGAGCAGUUUGGCUGCACUCCAAGUAUUCGAUGAAAUGCCACAAAAAAAUGUGCCUUCUUAUAACGCGAUUGUGUCGGGUCUGGCCAUGCAUGGUGAAUUGGAGCUCGCAAGGAAGAUCUUUGAUGAGAUGCCGGAGCGGAGCGUGGUAUCGUGGAGUGCAAUGCUCUCUGGGUACUCGAAAAAUGGUUUUUUCCAUGAGGCUCUUAGCCUUUUUGAGCAGAUGAAAGCCUCUGGCCCAAGCCCGAAUGAUAUCACUCUGGUGAGUGUUUUAUCGUGCUGUGCGCAUCUAGGUGGGCUUGCGCUGGGCCAAGAAGUGCACAUGUUCUUGUUGGAUCACGGUUUCAAGCUCGACAUUUAUGUUGGCACUGCUCUAAUAGAUAUGUAUGCGAAAUGUGGUGACAUAGACAAGGCGCGGAGCGUGUUUGAUCUCAUGCCGGAGCGUAAUGUUGUGGCCCAUACAGCCAUGAUAAGUGGUCUAGCGAUGCAUGGGCUUGGGCUCGAGGCCUUACAGGUCUUCAGUGAGAUGCAGGAUCAGGGACUAGAGCCUGGUGACAUCACUUAUGUGGGCGUGCUAUGCGCGUGUGCGCAUGCGGGCCUAGUCUCUGAUGGUCUUACCCACUUCCGCAACAUGACUAGAUGCUAUAAUUUAGUCCCCAAACUGCAGCACUAUGCUUGCAUUGUGGACCUCCUCGGUAGAGCGGGAUUGCUCGCAGACGCUUGCAGGUUCAUCCUUCAAAUGCCCGUCGAGCCCGAUGCCAUCAUAUGGGGGGCCCUGUUUGGCACAUGCAGGACUCACCACAACCUCGAAUUUGGAGAAUUCGCUGCCCAUAAGCUCUUAGAACUGGAGCCUCUCCAUUCCGGAUGCCAUGUCUUCCUCUCAAAUGUCUACGCGAAAUCCCGGAAAUGGGACAAGGCCGCGGAGGUGAGGAAGAAGAUGACUGAGAUGGGAAUGAAGAAGAUGCCUGGUAACAGUUGGACUGAGGUUGGGACUGUGGUUCACCGAUUCAAGGUUGGGGAUAGAUCACAUGAAAGAAGUGAAGAGAUUUAUAAUAUGCUUGAUGAGUUAACCUCAAGGUUAAAGCUUGAGGGCUAUGUGCCUGAUGUGGGCUAUGUGGCCUAUGACAUAGAGGAGGAGGAGAAGGAACAAUCAGUCUCAGUUCACAGUGAGAGGUUAGCAGUUGCAUUUGGGCUGAUUAGCACGACUGAAGGGACGCCAAUUAGGGUUGUGAAGAAUCUCAGAAUCUGCAAUGACUGCCAUGUUGUUAUUAAGCUCAUUUCAAAGGUCAUGGGGAGGGAGAUAAUCUUGAGGGACAAUAAUCGCUUUCACCAUUUUCGCGACGGUUCGUGCUCAUGUGGGGAUUACUGGUAGCAGUGAGAUAUUGAUCAGAGAACCAGGUAAAAAAAAAAAAAUUGGACAUAAAUUAAUGAGUCGACUAUCAAAGGGGAAUAUUGUAUCAUCAUCAUACGAGCAUUAUCCCAAUUACUUGGGUCGGCUGGUCAAAUGUUGUAUCAUAAAAGAGAAAAUUAAAUUUUAUGAGAUUGAUUGGGUUAUUUUGUUGGA
Amborella trichopoda is the source of this 2115-nucleotide messenger RNA. RefSeq names its product pentatricopeptide repeat-containing protein ELI1, chloroplastic. The record is from RefSeq and is a predicted model, not a curated record. Gene Ontology annotation, molecular function: zinc ion binding; protein binding; RNA binding. Gene Ontology annotation, biological process: RNA modification. Lineage: Eukaryota; Viridiplantae; Streptophyta; Magnoliopsida; Amborellales; Amborellaceae.